Messenger RNA from Acanthisitta chloris (rifleman), 1698 nucleotides. RefSeq names its product RIO kinase 3 (gene RIOK3). NCBI's taxonomy places the organism in Eukaryota, Metazoa, Chordata, Aves, Passeriformes, Acanthisittidae. Gene Ontology annotation, molecular function: protein serine/threonine kinase activity; ATP binding. The record is from RefSeq and is a predicted model, not a curated record. The transcript has 12 exons. The coding region runs from base 51 to 1481 and encodes 476 amino acids. Gene Ontology annotation, cellular component: cytosol; preribosome, small subunit precursor. Gene Ontology annotation, biological process: protein phosphorylation; maturation of SSU-rRNA.
CAUGGGGAGCCCCUAACACAACAUCAAUAUCAUGUUCCCUUGCUGAUGUAAUGAGUGAACAACUGGCAAAAGAACUGCAGCUGGAAGAAGAAAAUGCUGCUUUUCCUGAAGUGGUUGCUGUUGCUGAAGGACCAUUUAUUACAGGAGAAAAUGCUGACACUUCUAGUGACCUAAUGCUAGCUCAGAUGCUGCAGAUGGAGUUUGACAGGGAAUAUGAUGCACAGCUUCGGCGUGAAGAGAAGAAGAUCAAUGGAGAUAGCAAAGUCUCCAUAUCCUUUGAAAAUUAUCGGAAGGUGCAUCCCUAUGACAGUGACAGCUCAGAGGAUGAGGUUGACUGGCAGGAUACCCGUCAUGAUCCUUACAGAGCAGAUAAACCUACUACCACACCACGGAAGGGUUUCAUAGGAAAAGGAAAAGACAUUACUACUAAACACGACGAGGUGGUAUGUGGAAGAAAGAACACUGCUCGCAUGGAAAAUUUUGCGCCCGAAUUCCAAGUUGGGGAUGGAAUUGGGAUGGACUUAAAGCUGUCAAAUCAAGUCUUCAAUGCCUUAAAGCAACAUGCAUACUCUGAGGAACGUCGAAGUGCAAGGCUCCACGAAAAGAAGGAGCACUCCACUGCUGAGAAAGCAGUGGAUCCCAAAACGCGUUUACUUCUGUACAAGAUGGUUAAUGCUGGGAUGCUGGAGACCAUCACAGGCUGCAUCAGCACGGGAAAAGAAUCUGUUGUUUUUCAUGCCUAUGGAGGAAAAUGUGCAACUGAAGAUAAAGUUAUUCCUCCAGAAUGUGCCAUCAAAGUGUUUAAAACGACUCUUAAUGAAUUCAAGAACCGUGACAAAUACAUCAAGGAUGACUACAGGUUUAAAGACCGCUUCAGCAAGCUGAAUCCACGCAAGAUUAUUCGUAUGUGGGCUGAGAAAGAAAUGCAUAACUUAACAAGAAUGCAAAAUGCAGGAAUUCCUUGUCCUGAAGUGGUUAUCCUUAAGAAACACGUCUUGGUUAUGUCUUUCAUUGGUCAGGAUCAAGUCCCAGCUCCUAAACUAAAGGAUGUAACACUUAGUAGUGAAGAUAUGAAAAAGGCCUACUAUCAGAUUCUUAAUAUGAUGCAGCAGUUGUAUAAGGAGUGUAACCUGGUCCAUGCAGAUCUGAGUGAAUACAACAUGCUUUGGCACGAUGGGAAGGUCUGGCUUAUUGAUGUCAGUCAGUCUGUGGAGCCAACCCAUCCUCAUGGACUUGAGUUUUUGUUCAGAGACUGUAGGAAUGUGUCACAGUUCUUCCAGAAAGGAGGUGUGGCAGAAGCACUUAAUGAGCGUGAACUCUUCAACGCUGUCUCAGGUUUAAAUAUUACAGCUGACAAUGAAGUGGACUUCCAAGAAGAGAUUGAAGCUUUGGAGAAGAUGAAUGAAGAUCACGUGCAGAAUCAUGGCAAGAAACUGUCAACGUUUUCAAGUGAUGGAGACCCACCUAUAUAUGAUGAAUAGCACUGAAUAUAUAGCUGCUAACAAAAUGAAACACAAAUUUACUGCUUCUAACUAUGUUGGUGCAGUAGUAAAUGUCAACUACCCAUGUCAAGGGAGAGUGGUUGGCUGGGAAUACCAAAAUGGAAAACACAGCGAGUGUACCAUGAUGCCCCAGUGGUUUGCUUUUUUUAAAAACUUGUCCCACACAUCAGGCUGUCACUGUGAGAAUGAACUGUCA